AUGGAGUAUCCGGCUAUUUUACCACUCUCUAAUCUGAAAGAAGAAACUCUGAUUGUCGAUAAGAAGUCCAAGAGGAAGAACAAAAAUGCUGAAAAGAAGAGAAAGGGGUUGAUUGAAGAGGAUUCAUGUAGUGCCACUGAAGAUAAGUUGUUGCAGGAUGGAAAUGAAGUUCACGAUGGAAAGACUAAAACCAAGAAGAAGAAGAAGAGAAAAUCGGUUGAGAUUCAAGAAAAUACAGAUCAGGUUGAAUUACAGGAAAAUAGGAAUGACAUUGACACUGUUAGUGUUAACUAUGUUUCUUCUUCUCAGAAUGUCUCUCGGCCUACAGUUAAAAGAACCCUUUCGGCUUCUGAGAAGAGGGACGAGGCUUACAAAAGAAGAACUCCUGAUAAUACAUGGAAGCCUCCACGGUCUGAGAUUGUUCUCCUUCAAGAGGAUCACGUUCAUGACCCUUGGAGGGUGUUGGUUAUAUGCAUGCUUCUCAACCAAACUGCUGGUUGGCAGGUAAAAGAGGUUUUACCGAAACUGUUCGAGUUAUGUCCAGAUGCAAAAUCUCUUACACAAGUUUCAGAUGAGGAAAUUUCACAGGUAAUAUGGGGUCUAGGUUUUCAACGUAGAAGGGCACGUAUGUUACGACGGUUCUCUAAGGAAUACUUGGGGGAAAGAUGGACACAUGUAACUCAACUCCAUGGUGUUGGCAAGUAUGCAGCGGAUGCAUAUGCUAUAUUUUGUACAGGAAAGUGGGAUCAAGUGAGACCUGCAGAUCACAAGCUAAACGAGUAUUGGGAAUGGCUCCAUGAAACUCAAGCAUAA
Messenger RNA from Gastrolobium bilobum, 813 nucleotides. Its product is annotated as methyl-CpG-binding domain protein 4-like protein. The record is from RefSeq and is a predicted model, not a curated record. Gene Ontology annotation, biological process: base-excision repair. Gene Ontology annotation, molecular function: DNA binding; catalytic activity. The transcript is spliced from 3 exons. The coding region runs from base 1 to 813 and encodes 270 amino acids. Lineage: Eukaryota; Viridiplantae; Streptophyta; Magnoliopsida; Fabales; Fabaceae. Gene Ontology annotation, cellular component: nucleus.